Molecule: messenger RNA, 1655 nt
Organism: Psylliodes chrysocephalus
Lineage: Eukaryota; Metazoa; Arthropoda; Insecta; Coleoptera; Chrysomelidae
Source: the annotation of a GenBank genome assembly
CAAAGACCCAUUUUAGCCAAGACAAAUAUUUAGAAAAAAAUAAGAAAUUCAUUGAUACCAACAAAAUUAUAAAACGUCAAAAAACCCUAAAUCUUAAAUGAAGAGGUUAUGGAGGUAUUAAUAAUUGAAAAAGAAGUAGAUCGUUUUUAAUUAUGAAUGAUUAAUCGAAAUUAGCAACGUACACAUUUAAAAAUGUAAUCAGAUUAGAUAUUGGCUCGUUAUUUGUUUCGGUAAUGUGUUAUAAAAGAUACUUAUCUUUGAGUAGACGUAAAAUCUCAUUUUUCGUCGCUCCGCUACUAAUAACAUCAAUUAUAUUUAUAAUAUACCAGAUUUCCAUAUUUGUACAAAUAUCUGAUGGGUAUAAAAAAGCGAAUUUCGGUUUAAAAUUAGUCAGAGGCACUCACGAACAACAGGCGAGAUUUUAUGAACCGAAUAGCCAAAAUAAAUUCGUGUGUAUCAGAAGUUUAGAAGAAAUUGAUUUUAAAAUGGUCAACGACGAUUAUUGUGAUUGUUUGGAUGGGUCCGAUGAACCUGGUACAAGCGCUUGUGGCAACGGUAUGUUUUUUUGUAGAAAUCAGGAACAUUUUCCUAAAUCCCUACAUUCUUCUAUGGUAAACGAUGGCAUUUGCGACUGUUGUGAUGGAUCUGAUGAAUGGAAAAAUGAAGUGCUUCUACACAAUUUUGAUAUUGUGCUUCAGAAACGAAUGCACAAAUACCACCCACCUUGUCCAAAUGUUUGUUAAAAUGUGCCUUAUUUUGUUAAUUAACCUAGUUUUAUAGCUAUUAAUUUAUGUUCACCAUAGUAGUAAGUGAUAAAUUUUAAAAAUAAAAGUUUAAUAUAUAACAAUUUAAUUCAUCUUACCAAUUACAGAAAAAGAAAGUUUAUUUUUCUAUAUACAUCAACAUUUUUUGAAAUACACCCCUUUGGCAUUUUGUACAGGGUGACUGAUGGGGACUUGGCCAUUUUUAAAUGAACUGUACAUUAGUUAGUGUUAUAUGGAAAAUUUAAUUUUAAUACACAAAAUUGUUUAUCAUUACAUGCAUUUGAAAUUUAAUAAUAGUAACAAUUUUCAAGCAUUUUUACAAACAAAAAUGCGAAAAACAAAGUACAAAGAAUUAAAAAAAUGUAAAUAAAUAGAGAACUUGAUAAAUGAAUAAUCUCUUGUUUCAAGCAUUAGACUAAAUACUAAACAAUUGCACUAGAACUACAUAUUGUAAAGAAAAUAGAAAUCUAUAUAUAGGGUGAGUCGAGAGGAACCCUACAGAGACUUCUACUAUAUGUAGAGUACCUAGGGGGUAAAAUGAGCAUUAAAAAGUGGCAACUCCUAUGCGUUAUUAAUAUAUGGGGUGUUUUGUGAAUUUUUAAAAACAUUUAUAUGGCCGUAAAAUCUACAAGGAUUAGAUUUAUCUAAUUUUUGGGCGAAACUGUCCACUGAUGUCUAGCAUUUAAUUUAUAUCCUCAAAAGUUAAAAAUUCCAGGAUAGGCUUAGGAAAUUAGAAAAUUAAUCUCGAUGAUUCAUAUCAAAAAGUUUGACCUGUAUAAGUUUUAAAUUAUAAUAAGAUUUAUAAAGUCAAAACUGCGUAUAUUUGUUGGAAGAUAUUCUAUUUUAGUAAAAGUACAAAAACCAUAAUCACCUUAAAUUUUCCCAAGUCAA